Vespa mandarinia (Asian giant hornet) is the source of this 6818-nucleotide messenger RNA. It is a transcript of the gene Klc, whose product is annotated as kinesin light chain. Gene Ontology annotation, biological process: microtubule-based movement. Lineage: Eukaryota; Metazoa; Arthropoda; Insecta; Hymenoptera; Vespidae. Gene Ontology annotation, cellular component: cytoplasm; kinesin complex. The record is from RefSeq and is a predicted model, not a curated record. Gene Ontology annotation, molecular function: kinesin binding.
UAUCGUUGUUCUAGUUAUAAAUUCUUACGAUUGGCGGACAAUCGUGUUAUCCGAAAGUUCAUUCUAAAAUCUUCAAGAGACAACUUAACGUUAAUCAUUUGAUAGUGACUAAUUAACAGUGAAUUCUAAAGUAUAGUUACGUUAAUUCGUAAUGCAACUCUAUAGAAUGGUGUAACUAAAUAUGUGAUCAUCAUCGUCCACGUUCGACUAUAACGAGAAACUCGCCAUCUUAGUCAAUCUUAAACCUGCGAACCGUGUCGAGUCGAAAUCUCUAUGGAACUUUUCUCUUGCGCUUUCGACCGUUUCGAUACGGUUUUCAGGUAACAAAAAAAAGAAAAGAAAAGAAAAGAAAGAAAAAAAGAAGAUACGUAGACAGUAUUAUCCUUGUGUUAACAGCUAUUGUCUAAUAUUCACGUUGAUAUCGCGACCAGGCGAAUGGAAUUAAUUUUAUUUCUGUGUCUACGUUCGUCGUUGUGUACUACCAGUAACAAUUCUUCUUUACCGAAGAGCGAACGGAAAAAAAACUUUGGAUAAUCUAAAUCUUUAACUCGAACGUUUAACGUUCUAAAAAAAUCUCUAAGUUCAUCGAUACGUCGUUGAAAGAGAUCGAACAAAAAUAAAAAAAAUAAAAAAAAAAAAUAAAACGAAAAGAAAAGAAAAGAAAAAAGAAAGAAAGAAAGAAAGAAAAAGAAAAAAGAAAACAACGAAGGGAUCGUGAUAUUCUCUACAAUAGUGGGAUGAUACAUUGAGAGUGGAGGAGGAUUCCUGCAUGGACCGUUCUCAAGACAAAAAAAUAGAAACUAUUGGCAGGAUGACGGCCAUGACGCAGGAAGAAAUAAUAGCUGGGGCACGUACAGUGGCCCAGGGAUUGGAGGCUCUCCGUGUAGAACACAGUGGUCUAUUACAGGGAUUACAAUCGCAGGAUGCACCAGCUGCACGAGAUAAAGCCAAUCUGUUAUCGAAGAACAUCGAAAUGAUAGAAUUGGGUUUAGGAGAAGCUCAAGUGAUGAUGGCAUUAGCGAGUCAUCUGCAAAUGGUAGAAGCAGAGAAACAAAAACUUAGAACUCAAGUUAGAAGAUUGUGUCAAGAGAAUGCGUGGCUGAGAGACGAACUGGCAGGAACACAACAAAAAUUACAAGCUAGUGAACAAGCGGUUGCUCAACUGGAAGAGGAAAAGAAACAUUUGGAAUUUAUGACCAGUAUGAGACAAUAUGAUCCUGAUCCUUCUGCAGAUGAUGAAAACGCUAAAGAUAGGCCCAAAGAUGAUCCUGUAGUUGAUUUGUUUCCUGAUGAUGAUGCUGAUGACCGAAAUAGUAAGUCAAUAUCACCUACACCGCCAUCACAAUUCGCACAGCAAGUCAAUGCUGGAUAUGAAAUACCAGCACGUUUGCGUACUCUGCACAAUUUGGUAAUACAAUACGCGAGUCAGGGACGUUAUGAAGUAGCUGUACCUUUAUGCAAACAAGCAUUGGAAGAUUUGGAGAAAACUUCCGGUCAUGAUCACCCUGAUGUUGCAACAAUGUUAAAUAUCUUGGCAUUGGUAUAUCGAGAUCAAAAUAAAUAUAAGGAAGCAGCUAACCUUUUAAACGAUGCUUUAGCUAUAAGGGAGAAGACGCUUGGUGAAAAUCACCCUGCAGUUGCAGCAACCUUAAAUAACCUUGCAGUUUUAUAUGGAAAGCGAGGAAAAUAUAAUGAAGCAGAACCAUUGUGUAAGAGAGCCCUUGCAAUUCGAGAAAAGGUUCUUGGAUAUGAACAUCCAGACGUAGCUAAACAAUUAAACAAUCUUGCGUUAUUAUGUCAAAAUCAAGGAAAAUAUGAAGAAGUAGAACGUUAUUAUCAGCGGGCUUUAGAAAUAUAUGAAGCAAAACUUGGUCCAGAUGAUCCUAACGUAGCCAAAACGAAAAAUAAUCUUGCUUCUUGUUAUUUAAAACAAGGCAAAUAUAAGGGUGCCGAAAUUCUAUAUAAACAAGUAUUGACUAGGGCACAUGAAAAAGAAUUUGGUGCUAUUGAUGAAGAUAACAAACCUAUUUGGCAGGUUGCGGAAGAACGAGAAGAAAAUAAACAUAAAAAUAAAGAAAAUACUCCUUAUGGUGAAUACGGUGGCUGGCAUAAAGCGGCUAAGGUCGAUUCCCCAACGGUUACAACUACAUUGAAAAAUCUUAGUUCCCUAUAUAGAAGACUAGGCAAAUAUGAGGCUGCAGAAACUCUUGAAGACUGUGCCUUCAGAUCAAGAAAAGAGCAUGUACAGCAGGCAUUAGAUCUAGUGAAACAAGCUAAGGUGGCUCAAAUAUUAGGAGAUGAAAAAGGAACUACUAGACGUGGAUCACGAUCGAGUUUGGCUAAUAGCGAACACGAACAACACGACGAGGGUUCGCUGCCACUGGUGCAAAGGGCGCUACAUGAAGGACAAUCUGGCCACCACGACGCUAGUCCUAACAAACCCGGUUUUAAAAACAAGAUCUUUCAAGCUUUCGGGAUUCAUUCUUCCACGUAGGAUAAUUGUCCGUUUGUAGUAUCGCUUGUCACUGAUUUUUCCCUAUAUGUACGCAGAUUUUAAAGUACUGCUGAAUAUCUAUAUUCUUAGGAAAGGAGGGCAAUUGAAUAUUAAGGGGAUCCUUAUUUUAGGUAUCCUUUAACUUCACACAAUUAUCACAUUGUGUUCUAAAAUGCUGAAGAAUACUAUAAUCGUGCGAUAUAUGUCUCUCGUAGAGUUUGUCUUUUUAGGGACAUGUACAACUGGCUGUACACGUGUGUUUCUCUGUGCUUCUCGGAAUUGAAUAUAAUUUCAUUGCACAUGCAUAAUUUUGAGAAGAGAAACGUCAGUACCUUUUCUUCUAUAAUCUGCAAUGUAUUAUCAAAAUACAGUGCAAUCAAUUUUCAUCGUUCACAUCGGAUAUACAUUGUAGAAAACAAUGAAGCGUUAUUAAUCACUUCCAAUCUUUAACUGUGAUAACGCCUUGUGUUUAUUUUUUUAACGUAAAUAUGAGAAGAUCAUAAAUAACGUUUUAAAAAGAUAUUUUCAAUCGAAGGCGCUUGAUAUGAUAUAAUAUAUAUUUGAUUAUUUUAAAUUAUGUGUCUUAUAGAAAUACAUUACUAUAAAUUUUACGCUUGUAUUCGAUCGCGAGAAUAUUUGUAAUAUCAAUAAUUAUUUGAACCGCUUAUUCUCGUAAAAAGUAACAUUAAAUAUGUCACUUACAUUUCACGCCUUAUGCUUCCUUAAUGGAAAAAUUUAGAAGUUCUAUUUUAAUGUACUAUUAAUUUUUAACUUCUAUUAAGAAUAAUUUUACUAUCGAUAAGAGAUAUUAAAUUAUUUGUUACGCAUUAUAACCUUAUUAUCUCUGUGAAACCAAAAGUAGUGUGCAAUGACACACAUGUGGUGAAGAUAGAAGUUUUUAGUAACAGCUUUGCUCAACUAUAUAGCUUGGUAUAGAUUAGCAAAGAUAAUUUAUAAAAAUUAGAAAAUACGAACCAAAUGAAGUUUAUGGAUUUUUACAAAUAAUUUUAUAUUUAUUCAUUUUAUAUUUUGAUGAAUUUCAUCUUAAUCUCGAAUUUAGGUAUUCCAUUACAUUUGGAAAUGGUUGGUUCUUCCCUAAACUCUGAAUUCUUCAGGAAAUUAUUUUUAAAUCUUCAUACAAUAACAUUGCAAUUUCAUUUACAAGUUUUACCUAUUGACAUUGUCACAAUUGUAUUUUGUUAACUAUCUUGUGAUAUAAGGUGUCUCGAAAUUAUUUUUGUAUUCCCGUGUAUUUAAGAUAUUAACUUAUGUGUAUAAUAUAAAGAAAAUAUUUUGUGCAAUUUAUUAAUUUAACUAUAUAUUUUUCAUUCAUAUGAUAAUAUAGUUGAAAAUUUGUCUUGCCUAUAGUUUAUAAAGAUCUCAGGAGAAUACAUAAAAAGAACUAUUUCUUCCAAUUGUUAUUUAUUCGAGACACCAUAUACCGAGUUCUGGUGAAUGAUAUCGAUAUGAUAAUAUCUUAUACUAUCUUUUUACUUUCCUAUAGGUAGGAUGAAACGCUGUAUUAUAAAUUAAUUCUUAGUACUUUUCUUUAAUUUAUCACUUACAAACAUGAGUAAUAAGUAAAAGUAGUGCCUUGAUACUUUAAUAAAUAAAAAAAUAAAUUAUUUUCUAACAGAGUAAUUUAAUUGUUACUUGACUGACAUCGUAUAAUAUUUAAUGGCUCUAAUAGAGCAUAUUAAUAUUCGUAGGAAUGUUAUAAAGAAAAGUAUAGUUACACCCUGAAUGGUGUUAUUAAUAUUUGAGUUACAUGCAUUUUGUUUCUGUUUUGUAUGAAGCUAUACAAAGGAACAAUUCUUGUAUGAAAACUUUUUGUAUUAUGAUAACUAAAUCUUGCAUUAAUUUUCCUCGCACGCAUUUGUGUUUAACCACACUGUUCUACUAUUUUGGAAUAUCUGCGUUGUUGUUUUGUUUCGCUUUGAUUUGAGUACUGCAGGCCAGAACUUAGGUAUGGAUUGCACUGGAAUAUAUGACGCCUGGACAUCAGAGAAAAGAUAUCAUGGCAUAACAAAACAGGAUCAGAAGUACUCAGUUCGUGCUCAAUAAAGAACAUGGUAUAAGAGAACUGAAGUGAUAAAUAUGAAGCGAUUAUAAGGGCUCUGCAAUGUUUUUAUCAAACAUUGACUGAUGUCCUGUGUUUGGGUCGUUUACAUAUACGGCACAUUCCAGCUGCUUUUAAUGAGAUGCACUAUGUGAAGUUCAUUUUAUUCAAACAUUAGCUUUACAUUAGCAAUCGAUUAUUUGUUAUAGCAGUUUCAAGGUAAAUCGAUCUACUCUGCUUAACAUUUAUCUGAAUCAAAAUGCAAGCUGUAAUGUUGGUAUACAAAAAUAAGUUUUACUUUUCCUGCAAAAUCAAAGAAAAUAUUGACAAUGAUACUGGCCAAAUCCAAACUUUUGACAAAUUUAAUGAAAUUAUAAAAUAAUAAUGAACAUUAUAAUUAGUAUUGGAUUUCUAUACAUUUUUGAUAGUUUUAUGCACACAUAUCUUACAUUAUUCAUACAUGCCCUAUAUGACAUUGCAUAAUCAUUCCAUAAACUAGCUUCAAUUCAAAGCGAAUCAGUGCUUUAGGGAAUGUUUGUAUGUCGCUUGAAAAUUGGAAUACAUGUAGCAUUACACUAUGCACGUAGAAUUAUGUGAGCAUACCGUCAAUGUAGUUAAGGCUAUCAAAGUGUAUAUUUAAAAAAAUACAAUGCCAGAGCAUUUUGAAAUAUUACAAAUUUAAUGUCUGUAUUAACUGGAUUGGCAUAACAAUAUACAACUUUAAAAAUAAACAGAUUUUCAAUUAUUUGCAUAUAUAUGUAUAUAUAUACAUGCAUAUAUUCGCAAUACUUAAUUUAUAUUGUCAUGUUUUCUGUAUUAUAAUAUUAUGUAUCGGGAAUAAAACUUCAUUUACUUUAACAUCGUAUCAUCUUCAUAUUGAACUAUAUAUUUAUAUUUCAAGCCACCAACUUUGUGAUAGGCUGUGAGUGGCAUAUUAUUUUUAAGUUUAAGAGAGAAGUAUGAAGAACUUUUGAAUCCGUCAAAUCCAUUUAUACCAUAGAAAUAUGGUAAUCAAAAUAUGUGAUUGUGCAAGUAAUAUUGUUGCAUUAAUCGUUAACUGUAAUCCUUGUUUUGUUUAUAAGAUUAUGAUCAUCCCAUUAUAUGCAAUAUGAAGCUAUUAUGAAAAAAUAUAUUGGUCUUACUAAUGUGCACUGUAUUAGAUCUGUCAUUAUUGUUUUGGUGCUUUUUUAAAUAUUUUAUAUAUACAAGUACAUUUUAAAUCAGACAAUUUCAGGAGAUAUAUAUUUGAUAUUUUUAAUAUCAUUUAAUUAUAUUAUCAUCUGAAUUAAGUGAAAAUCCUUUUUUGAAAGAAUGUAUUAUGUUUCAAAAUUUUAAAGAAUUUUCUUUCCGUUAAAAAAAUUAUAUUUUAACUAUAUCUACUUUAAUAUUUCAUUAUCAUUUUUAAUUUAUACGUUGUGUUUAAAUAUUAACUUUACGUGUGCUCUCAAUACAAUUGCUCAUGCAUUUAAAACAGAUAUCAUGCGCCUGAGAGCUCAGAGGCCUAGAUUUUGAGACGUUUAAUAUGUGGUAUAUAAAUUUUAUUACAUAAGAAAAGUUACUAAUAAAAGUGUUCACGUGGAGUUGUAGAGUGAUCUACAAUUUUAUUAGCACUAUAUUGUUCAAUUGACAAAUACUGCACUUCAAUAUAAAUAAAUAUAAAGAUUAUUCUUUUCCUCUAUUAAGAUUGGCCAUGAAGAUAGAAACAAAAUUAAUAUAAAUAUAAAGUUGUUAUAUAAAGGACUGCAUGUUAAUUAUGCAAAUGCUACUUCUAUAAAACAUUUACAAUCGAAAAAAUAACUAUAAAAUUUAAUUUAUGUAUGAAACGUAUCUGUAUUUUAUUGAAUGUUUGCAUUAUAUUGUGUUAUAAGUUUUAAUUACUAUUUUCUUUUUAAGAAUGUAUUCUUAUAUAUACUAAUAGCAUGUAUUGUUAAUUUCAUAAAAUUUGUUAUUUUCAUCAUACCAUAAAAUGCAUUGAUAUUUUACUGCGCCUACAGAGUUAAAUCGUUGAUUGGAUUCAAUAUGCAAGAUCUAUGCUAAUAGUGUUUGUUACUAUUUUGUAUUUGAGAAUGAAUGUGCGAUACAAUAGUUAACACUCAAGAAACUCAUAUACUUACUCAUCAGCAAGUAUAUAUAUCGUUUUAACGAGAAUACAUAUACUAACAAUACAAUAUUUUAGUAUUGUAGCUCUCAGGUGCAACUAUUGUUAUUUGAUAAUAUGUAAGUAACGAUUUAUAAUAAAUAUUACAACUUGUAUUACUACCCAUA